UUCUCCUAGGAUCUUGCCUUCCAGAGAAGAGAGUCACGCUCUGUCGAUCACAUUCCCACUCGCUCUUGCCGUCUCCUGCUCGUGCCCUGCGUCUGCGAGAGAGAGAGAGAGAGAGAUGAACUCGGCGUGGAAAGUGGCGUUACUGUUCGCCGCGCUCUCGUGCGCGUUCCAGAUACGAAGUCGACCUCUCUCGGCUUCGAUCGCCGUGGCGGUCGUCGUUUUUCUUUUUACGGACGGAGCGGCGGUCAUCGUUGACUUGGCAAGAAAGCGGAGAAGAAACGCGGUGGGUGUCGCAUCCCAGUUUCUAAUUUCAGCACUUGGCUUUGUUCUUCGAGAAUCAUGCGAAUCGCCGGCAUCUUCACCGGCUUCUGUCACCUUUUCGGCAAGUUACGAAGUUUUCUUGAGCUUCAGAGGGCCGGACACCCGGAAGGGAUUCACAGAUUACCUCUAUACCAGCCUCACAGAAAAGGGGAUCCGUGUUUUCAGAGACAAUGAAGAGCUCCCUGUUGGAGAAAAGAUCAUGCCGUCACUCGCUGAGGCGAUCAAGCAAUCGAAGAUAGCCAUACCCAUCAUCUCGAAGGACUAUGCUUCCAGCAAAAGCUGCCUCAUGGAGCUGCAGCAAAUGUUGGCGUGCAGAGAAAACGAUGAGCAAAUGAUCAUUCCCAUUUUCUAUCACGUUGAUAUCUCUGAUGUAAAACACCUUACGGGGUCUUUUGGAGAGUCCUUUUAUGAACUUGUUAAGAAUGAGCGAGUUGGCAGGGAGAGGAUCAAUGCGUGGAAGAAGGCUCUCCGAGAUAUUGGAGAAAUGAAAGGGUUGAACUUGGCUGAAAUGAAUGAUGGGCAUCAUGGCAAGCUCACACAGCUAGUCGUCUCAGACGUCUUGCGACGAUUAAAGAAGCCUGACCUAGUCGUGACUGAUUAUCUAGUUGGAAUCGACCAUCAUGUAAAAGAGAUUAUGAGUAAGCUUGAUGUUGUCUUUCGUGAUGGACAAGCUGUUAAAACAAUUGGCGACGAGGGAUGCGUUGUUGGAAUAUGUGGUAUUCCUGGGAUUGGCAAAACUACUCUUGCAAAGGUUGUCUACAACCGACUCUAUCAUCUCUUUGAUGGCUGUGCCUAUCUCGAGAAUGUUCGAGAAAGGUAUGCCCAGGUUGAAGGGCUCAAGACUUUGCGAAGUAAUUUGGUUUCUCAACUAAUAAAUAGGGGAAGUCUAAAAUUCCGUACUUCUGAUGAGGCUAUGCACUUUAUCAAACACAGAUUCAGCCAUACGAAGGUUCUCAUUUUUCUUGAUGACGUGGGUGAUUCUGAACAGCUUACUCAGAUUGCAGGUGACCUUACGGGUUAUGGUCCUGGAAGCAGAAUUAUUGUGACAUCUAGAAAACAAGAUGUCCUUAUGAAGGUCAAAGUAACAGCUCAAAAAUAUGAGGUUGAGGCAAUGGAAGAAGGUCAUGCUCUUGAACUUUUUGGUAAGCAUGCUUUCGGGAAGGAUUUUGUCGGAAAGGUUGACCAUGGUCUUUCUAGCGCCAUUAUAUCAGCUACUGGUCGGCUUCCUUUAGCUCUUGAAGCUGUGGGUUCUUGCUUAUUUUUAAAACCAAACGAAGUGUGGGAUGAUACACUGGAGAAAUUGAAAGAUGCUCCUCCCGGGGAAGUUGAAAAGGUGUUGAGUAUGUGUUAUGAAGAUUUAGAUGAAACUCAGAAAAAGAUAUUUCUGGAUAUAGCAUGUUUUCUUAUUGGAAAAGACAAGAGAAUUGCCAUUUACAUGUGGGAUGACUGUAAAUUUUUUCCUCUAGAGGGCAUUGAAGCGCUUCUUGUUAGGUCUUUGGUGAAGGUUGGAGAGAAUAACGAGUUGUGGAUGCAUGAGCAAUUAAGAAACUUUGGUAGGGAUAAAGUACGGAAGGAGAACCCCGAAGAGCCUUGCAGGCGAAGCAGGUUGUGGAAUCACGAGGAAGCAUUAGACACACUAAAUGGGAGGAAGGGCACUAAAGAAGUUCAAGCACUUGGACUCAGGUUUGAUCGUGAAACUGAUGUUUCUUUCACUUGCGAAGCAUUUUAUCCUCUGCGGAACUUAAGGUUCCUUAAACUGGACUGUGCAAAUAUCGAGGGCAAUAUUCAGAAUCCUCUUUCAAACUUAAGAUGGUUAGAUUGGCAAAUAUGUCCUCAAAAGACCUUGGGACUUCCUUUUUUCAAAGUUGAAAACUUGAUCAUUCUUGAUCUGUCAUGGAGCCGGGUAAAUCAAGGUUGGAGUGGUUGGGAGCUGAUAGGAGAGAACGCGAAGAAAUUGAAAGUUUUGAACCUAACGGGGUGUCUUGAGUUACUUGAAUCUCCAGAAUUCCGUGCUCCAAUUAAACUAGAAAGAUUGAUUCUGGAAUGUUGUUCCAAAUUAUCCUUGAUUAGCCCAUCCAUUAGCAAUCUAAGCUGCUUAGUUUCGUUAAAUAUGAAGUCUUGUAAUGUGGACCAGUUGCCAGAUCUGGGUUUCAUGAAGGCCUUAAAAGAGCUUGUGAUUGAUGGGACUUUUAUUGAUACGAUUCGUUUCCAAGAAGGUUCUAUGGAACAGCUUGAAACUCUUAGUGCUUGCAAGUGUGUAAGGUUAGAACAAAUAUAUGAGAUUGAUCACUUACAAUCUCUCUCUAAUCUUGCACUGGAUGGAGCUGCUAUAAAGACCCUCCCAGUUUCCAUUGGGUCACUGGAGAAACUUCGACGCCUAUCUUUAAGGAACUGUCGGAAAUUAACUGAAAUUCCACGAUCCAUUGGAAAGCUCAAGGAACUGCAGUUUAUGGACCUAUCAAACACCGGAGUUGAUGAAUUGCCUCAUUCAGUCAAGCUUUUGGCAAAUUUGAAAGUGCUGAAGAUGGAAGGUACUCACAUAGGAAAAUUUCCUGAAGCAAUACAAAAUCUGCCAAAGUUGGAAGAGAUAGAUUUUUCUCUCUGCCGGAAUUUGGAGAUUCAGAUGGACUGUGAUCUUGUGGGAUUAUCCUCUUUGAGAGUCCUAAAAUUAUCCUAUGCCCGAAUUUCCCACUUGCCUGAGAGCAUCUGUUGCCUCUUAAAUCUCCAAAUGGUUGAUUUGCGUUACUGCAAGAAGCUUCAGGCUCUGCCAAAAUUUCGCUCCAGUGUAAUCAUCCUCUGCUAGGCUUGCAGAAAGAUGUGCACAGCCUUGGAACUGUCUUGCCUGACCAUUGUAGAGGGGUGGUACUUUGGUGAUGAUCCUGUACCAAAGUGGUAAGAAUCUCUGAGCUACUGCAAAAUGACUGUUUGGGGAGGAAUUAAUCUAAUUUUCGAACCUCAGAUUUUAGCCUUUCAAGAAACAUGAAGUUCAUUUUUAAGUCGUAUUCUUAGCUCAACUAGAUUCAUGCAGCCAAAGUUAAGGGGAAAAUGCUGGAUUGUUGAGUCUUUCGAAAAGGCAAAUAUCUGAUUAGAUCCUAGAUCUUCUUCAAUGAGACAUACUUGCCAAUUGAACUCAUUAUUGUUUAGUGUUGCCUAGUUUCCCACCAAUUAGUAACCCAAGGUUCAAGAAGGCAACAGAGACCUGAUUCUGGAAUUUUUAGAACUAGGCUUAGUUCUGAAACCAUUUUUCUGCAGUAUAAAUAACCUUAUGUGAUUAAAUAAAUACUGUGCUUCUCUAAAUUGCCGCGGUCUACGAUCUUCUCUUGGACAGAUUAUUGAAAUUGUUGCAGUUGGAAUUGUCUGAGCGGGAGCAUAAUGGUAUUUGCAGCAAUGGGGAGAAAUGGUGGUUGACAGAUUUCACCCAUUUCAUGUAAGAGGCGACGGUAAAGUUGCUAUCGAGAACUCAAUUCCAUAAUUAUGAGAGAGGAUAGGUGGUGAUUUGGCUGGGACACUGAAUAGGAGAUUCAUUUCAAAUGCAAGAAGGCGGUAACUAUUGCGUUUCUCUUGUUUCAAUGAUUCGCUGCUUCCGUUAGUCCCAGUUGGUUCGUGUUGGCAGUAACUUCGAAACUCUUGUCCCUGCACGUGUACUGCAGUGUACUCUGUUGUUGUCCUUAACAUCGUUAUCCAGUUCGUAAUAGACGUCUUUCUUUGUGGCAGUCCAAGAUUAUCAGUACAAUUUGCAGCAUCUGUUCAUGUA
Molecule: messenger RNA, 4075 nt
Organism: Syzygium oleosum
Lineage: Eukaryota; Viridiplantae; Streptophyta; Magnoliopsida; Myrtales; Myrtaceae
Product: disease resistance protein L6-like
Exons: 5
Coding region: 116-3124 (1002 amino acids)
Biological process (GO): signal transduction; defense response
Molecular function (GO): ADP binding; protein binding
Source: RefSeq, a predicted model, not a curated record